This is a messenger RNA of Ceraceosorus guamensis, 1031 nucleotides long. RefSeq lists its product as hypothetical. The record is from RefSeq and is a predicted model, not a curated record. The transcript has a single exon. NCBI's taxonomy places the organism in Eukaryota, Fungi, Basidiomycota, Exobasidiomycetes, Ceraceosorales, Ceraceosoraceae. Bases 345 to 920 code for a protein of 191 amino acids.
AAGAGUGCCUCAGUGGGGAGGUCAAGCUCUUCGACAGGCAGCCGACGGCAGUGCUGAACUAGCCCUCGCCUCUCAACAUGUAAACUCGGACUCACUGCACAGCCAUUCGCAACACGGCGGCAACGAUUUGCUUGAUCGUGGACGUGUUCUGACCACAACUCAGGCACCCCGUGGUCCGAGCCUGAAACCUCUGGACCUGGCUGCGGUCACUGGAAGUGCAUCACCUUCUCUGAGCGCGAAUGGAACCUCUGACGCUCUGCGCAUCGAGCUCUCUCGCAUCGUGCAAGAUUUGGGCGACUGGCUAGAAGUGCUCGGAAAAGGACUGGGCGACAUCGUCGAUCAUAAUGACGCAUCUGCUGCCGCAGGUAGCAGCUGAUGUUGACGGAAAGUCUUGGAGCGCGGAAAAGAAAUGGCUUUUGGAGCCUAGGUCUCGGGGAAAAGCUAGCCCAUUGGCAACCUUGCUCGAAUUUGUUGCAACACAGUGCACAUCUUGGCAGUCCCUAUCCCCCCUAAUGUGCUCGCAAUUGAGAAUUGACAUGUCACCAUCUCGCGGCUCUUGUACUUUACAUCAACAUGCAAUUCGCAAUGAUGGCAAUCGCUGCCGUGCUGGUUGCUUUGCCUCGCUGCCGCACAGAUUGCCAUUGAAGUGGACAGUGAAUGUCUUAGAAGUACGAGCUGCUCGGCGGCAUCGGUAUAGGGACUGCUGCCUGUUGUUGAGUGUCAACAGAGGUGACUGUGACCGCGUAAGCAGGUGCUUGCGGGGCUGCUGCGGAUCGCAAGCGGCGGUCUGCAUGCGCGGUCGGAGAUGCAUGGGCUCCGAGCGAGGCCUAAUCCAGAGCCAAAGGCUUGUGAUGGUGGAGACGGAUAAAGCAGUUGGAUCAUCUGAUCACUCAGCAACAUGUUUCAGCCACGCUGGGUGAGAUCUGUCUGCUCCCUCUCCGCCUCUCUCCUGAGGUUGACGCUUCAGCAUGACUAGAUUGCUAUGCCAAGACGAAGAGCAUGCUGAGGAAGCUUGGCGUAGGAGCUAUGCC